Molecule: messenger RNA, 2408 nt
Organism: Photinus pyralis (common eastern firefly)
Lineage: Eukaryota; Metazoa; Arthropoda; Insecta; Coleoptera; Lampyridae
Gene: mxt
Product: eukaryotic translation initiation factor 4E-binding protein Mextli
Exons: 11
Coding region: 187-1623 (478 amino acids)
Biological process (GO): positive regulation of translation; regulation of formation of translation initiation ternary complex
Cellular component (GO): RNA cap binding complex; cytoplasm
Molecular function (GO): translation initiation factor activity; eukaryotic initiation factor 4E binding; RNA binding
Source: RefSeq, a predicted model, not a curated record
CAUUGUUUGCUUUCUCCGCCAUAUGUUUUUUCUUUCUUUUUUGAAUAGGUACGCGCAAAAAAUCGCGCGAAUGCAGCGCACGCGUCUGCGUAAACUAAAAAGGCUCAGCUGGCCUGCAUUCUAUUUACAUUUCGACAGGCAGAUACAUCUUUAAACAACAAUUCGCAUAAUUUUCGAAUAGAGGCCAUGUCUUUCGGACCGCCAAAAAUGAAGUACGGCAGGAAACCGGAACUGACCAGGUCGCAAAGCCAAUCGCAGGUGGUGGCGGAGAAGUUACGCCAGGAUGGCCUCUUCGACAUUGUCGAGAAAAUAAUGCAGGCGGUUGAUCAAGUGGCCGCACAAAUGAACUCUAAAAAUGGCAACUCGUGUAUUCUUUAUAAAGAUAACGUUAUCAAUUUAUGUCAACAUUUAAAGAUGUAUGGUGCUUACGUAGAACGAGUUUACGAAGACCAAUUAAAUCGCGCCUUUGUGAUAUUUCGAAAUUUCGCCCAGGAUAAUGAACGACUCGACAACUUAACACGACUACACCUACUCGAACUAAUAGAGUCACGUGCUAGAGGCUGGAAGGGAAGCGAAGGUAUGACCCAAUACUAUAGGAAAAAAAUAAAUCAAUUUACGGGAGAGGCAUCUGAUUCUGCGAGCAUGACAGACUCGAUGACUGCCAGUAUAUCGAGCGCUUCGCUAUUAGGUCCAGGGGAGAUAUUGAAACAAUCUGGGAAGUUUCCCAAACCGACGCAUAUUCCCGGAAAACAUUAUUUUAAGGAUGAAGUGGUUAUUCGUAACGCCGAUUCCGGUAAAGUGAUGGGAAUCAAAGGCCGCAGAGUGCACAUGAUUGAAGAACUCAGUGAAACAAUUAUUUCGUUUCAAAGAGUGAACCCUGGUGCCAAGGAGCGUUUAGUUCAAAUUACGGGCGCCAACGAAGAGAGUAUCAAUCACGCGAAGCAUCUAAUCGAGGAUACAAUUCGACGAAACGCCUCACCCGUCAGAGAACCCGGCGGUCCGCCUCUAACCGGCUCUAGUAGUAGCAUUAAUUCUUCCACUUCGGAGGACAGCGCGCUGCCGCAUUCGGCGCGCGCGUCGCGCACGCUUAUGCACAGUUUGAGUGCAACCGAGAGCUUUGAGGAGUAUAAAUUUACUGUAGUGGUAGGAGAUCGGAUCAUUAAAAUUAGUGGCGACGACAUUAAUCUUGUGGGAAUGAGUAAAAUUUUACUAGACGAAUAUUUUUCGGGUGAACCUCUUCAAAAUCAUCUGUAUAACAUUGACGAUAGUGGAAACGAUCUGGUUGAAUCUCCCCUUUCGCCACCCGAAUCAUUACCUAGUCCCAGUCCGGUCAAUGGAGAUUUAGAAGAGCCACCAGCGGUUCGCCUUCGUCGUCCCAAGACUUCUCUUGAGGAUAUCAUGAAGCGACGUUCCUCAUCUACUGUCUGUGAGAAGGCGACGUAUUCUCACGAGCUUCUGGCAAAACUCGCCAUGUCCCCUCUAUGUUUGGUAGAGCCGGACGAUUGGGAGAGAAUAUCUUCCGGACAUCCCAACCUUAUACGGAAGGAAGGGCAACAAUUCGACGCCACGCAAUAUUUGAGUAACCGAUCCGUACCAAUUGAAGUGCAAGACGAGUGUGCGUGACAACUUAUUUCUUUAUUAUUUAAUAUUUAGUUAAAAAAUGACUGUUGUUCACUAUACAGCUCGUAUAGUGUGAGUUUUUUAGUACAAGAGUCAGCGAAAAUAUUGUUCAGGAGAAUAUGCAUUGACCGUACCCUUUUUUGGACAUUUCUAAAACCGAAUACUUCAUCAUGUUAUUGAAGCAUUCGGUUAGUUGAACAAGAAAGUCAAAUUAUCAAUUUCGCAGAUAGGCACCUGACUCUUGAACUAUCUAUUUAUGUAGUUUGUUUGUUAAAAAAAAACUUGUAUUUUUUUAUUUUUGGUCAUUUAGAUAUAGAAUUUUAUAUCAUCAAGUAGGUAAGAAUCAUACAUGACCUUCCAUUUACUAGUUUUGUAUUUUAAAUGUUUUUGUAAUAUGCGACUUGCAUCAUUUCUUACGCUUAGAAAUGUUACCUACCUAACCGAAAGUAGACUGGUAUAUUUUGUUGUAACGCCUACAGUUACUAACAAAAGUGAUUUUUGUAACUUAUUCGUUGCUAUGUUGAAUGCAUUUUAAGUUUUGUGUUUGUGUUUUUGACAAUUUAAAGUGGCUGUUUUGAAAACUGAAUUUUGUAGACUGUUGACUGUUAGUCUGUUAAGAUCUUGGUGGUGGAAUCUCUGCUACACUAUGAGUAAAGUAUUAUAUUUAACUCUCUACAAGUUUGGUUUUAAACGUUUAUUUAAAACUAGAUUUUAUAGCCGUUUUGUUACUUAUUUGUUUUUUUUCUUUAAAUUAUUAUUGCUCGUGAAUAAUAAACGGAUUUACAAGA